This is a messenger RNA of Owenia fusiformis, 592 nucleotides long. Lineage: Eukaryota; Metazoa; Annelida; Polychaeta; Sabellida; Oweniidae. The record is from the annotation of a GenBank genome assembly.
AUAAAAAUAAGAUAACAUGGCAUUUUAAAACCGGUUGUUGCAUUCAAUUUUAGAUAACAAGGGUGGUCGAAAUUGCCAUGGGAAACUUUGAAUAAAUUAAUCAAACUAAUUAAACUAAUUAAAUAUUUUAUAGCAAUAAUAUUCUGUGUCUAAGCAAAUGAUGUAUAUAUUUUUAUAGGAGUAGGGUACAACUUAACUGAAAGCUAAAAAAUGUUUUUUUAAAUAUUAGAUCAGCAUGGUACCUAAUGUUUUUAACCAAUCAUAACGUUAAAUUUACAAUCUAAACACGGUGAUGGUUACAGCCUACCAAUGCUAUAUAUAAAAUUGCACAAUUAAUGUCAUUGACUCAUACGUUAGGAGGCCGAGCGAAAACGAAAUAAGAUUAAAAUGGCACGACCCAAGCGUUCUCGGGCAAUAUGGUUGGCAUUCCUAAUCAUUUGUGUUAUGAAUAUUAAGAAUGGUAUUGCUGAUCUUUGUUUAGACAAUGCUAUCUUUUGUGAUCCCAAUUCAUUUUGUAACACUAACCUUGAUGGAUUUGGUCUUCCUUCAUGUACUUGCUUCCAAGGACAUGAAAAGGAUGAAUUUGGAGUAU